This is a messenger RNA of Acytostelium subglobosum LB1, 2067 nucleotides long. RefSeq lists its product as hypothetical. Gene Ontology annotation, molecular function: protein binding. NCBI's taxonomy places the organism in Eukaryota, Evosea, Eumycetozoa, Acytosteliales, Acytosteliaceae. The annotation marks the transcript as partial. The transcript has a single exon. The record is from RefSeq and is a predicted model, not a curated record.
AACAAAUUGUUUAGACUAGGAUAUAAUAAAAUGGCAACCAGAGUUUUGGAAAGGAUAUGGGAGGUGAUGUACCCUUCAAAGGUACCUCCACUCGGUGAACCAGCCUUGCUAAGGUAUCUGUGUCCAAACUAUCACCACUCGACAUCAACACAGACGAUGAUAGAUAUGGUGCCAGACCUGCCAUUCUACAUAUGGCGCAAUAUACUCAAUUAUUACAUCUACAAGUUUUAUCGCUACAAUAUCAAAGUGGACAACCAAGAGCGCGCCAACGGUCUGAUCAUCCAGGAAUUGCUCGACCUGUGUAUGGUGUCCAAGACCUGGGCGCGACACGUCAUCCCCUUCCUCGACUUUGGCACCUACCACGUCACGUCAUCCGAGUCCCUUCGCCGCUUGCUCGGUCUUGUCACUACACAGGCUGAGGAGAGCGUGCCCUAUAGCAUCACGGCAAUGAAGCUCGACAUCUCGUCCGACCUCCUCUACUCAAUCAAUCAUCGUAGUCGACACACGUUGCUAAAGAGCCUCACCGGCAUGCGCCAGCUAAAGGUGUCAUUCGGCAGCAUCAACGUCGAGCACAACAGUCCCAUGUUGAAGCUGUUCCAUACGAGUCUGCAGGUCCUGGACCUCACGCGCUUCACUCAAGACUUUACAAGCUAUCCCACAAUCUUUGCCAGUCUACGCGGCCUCUCCAACCUGCACACGCUUAACCUUGGUCACAACAGGAUCGGUCCAAACAUCAUCGAUCACCUUGUGCCAUUCAUAGAUGAACGCUCAUCGCUAACCAACCUCAACCUGGAGAACAACCUGUUGGCCCACGAGGGUGGAGUGGCCCUGUUCAAGCUUCUUGCGAGACCAAACAAUAUCGCCACACUCAAUCUCUCGUUCAACCUCCUCAUGGACUCGGUCCAAUUUCUCGCCGACACGUUGCUUGGAGACUAUGACGACCUCAAUAUGGGCGCAAGGGCACUGCGCAAUCUGAACCUCGACGAGAAUGGCAUUGGUGAGGCGGGUGGCAUGGCGUUGGCCCAUAUAAUAGCCCAUUGUCGAGGCAUUCGCACGUUAAACAUUGGCAACAAUCGAUUUGAGAAGGCAUCGCUCAAUGCCAUAGUGGCGGCGCUCACUGACAACAACACGCUGUCCGACAUCACAUUGUCCUGUUACAACAACAAGAUGAGUGGACACUUGUUGGCCGCGUGCAUCAAGUCCAACACGACACUCAAGCAUCUGAACCUGAUGGUCAACGACCUGGGCGCCAUUGGCAACGAGUUGUUCCGCGCACUCGAGGGCAACCGAUCCGUGACCAACCUCAACCUCAGCUACACCAAGCUCAAGAACAACUCCAAGAGCGAGAUGGAGCGCAUGCUCGUCUCCAACACGAGCAUCACCCAGCUGAACCUCUCAUACGCCUUCUACGACUCGGACAUCUCGUGCAUCCUCCGCGCACUCACACUCAACAACACGCUCACCGAUCUCGAUCUCUCGCUCAACUCGAUCGAAGCUGCCGAGGGUGUGCUGCUCGGCACGAUGCUCCGCGACAACCAGUCCAUAACUCAUCUGAACCUGUCUGGCAACAUGUUAAAGAGUGGCGUUGAGGACAUCAUCCGCGCACUCACCUCCAACAAGACAUUGAGAUCACUUGUGUUGCGCAAGAACCAAGUUGGCACGGUCACCAAACGAUUGUUAUUCAAUCUUAUCUCGCAGAACAAUGUGUUGACGCAUCUCGAUCUCAACCAGAACCUUCUGGACGAUCAGGCCGGCCACGAGAUCGCAUGUGGACUGGCGCUGAACCAGACGCUGCUCUACCUGGACCUGUCGUGCAACAAGUUCCAAGAGGCAUCGGGCGAGAGCUUCAUCCAGACAUUGAGCAACAACAAUAGUUUACGCCACAUCGAUCUUGUUGGCAAUCUAUUCGGUCGAUACCUAUCCAAUGAGUUGGAUCAGAGGUACAGCUUCGUGCACAUCGAGAAUGAUAAGAAUGGACUUAAACUCAAGGCCACUGUUAGUACAUUCGCUGUUACAGUUGGACCUGCUGCUCCAGGUGGUGGUGUUGGUGGUCAACCAAUGGGUAGA